AGCACGACAGGCGGUCCCACGUGGCGUCGUCGCUUAGCAACAUUUCAAACUUUCCUCAGUCAGUGCAAACAAAACAAGUCAGACCUAGUCAUUGUUUCUGUUCUUGCUGAAUAAAGUUAACCUUAUCUUUCGCAGCGAGCGAUAACUGAAUGGAAAAGGAAUAGCUCAUGAAACAAUGUCGAAGCAGCCAGCAAAGAAAAAGGAAUCUUUAUCCAGUCGCGUCCCUUCAUCGCAAGGACAAUCGCCCACUAAAGAGGUCUCCUCAUUAGUGGUCAGUGCAUCAGAGGGCCCAGGGGACCUGAAGAGGAGCCGCUUCCCUAUCUGGCCUGAAUGGAAUGAGGCUGAGGUCAGUGCAGAGAAAUGGGACGCAGCCAAAGGGGCAAAGGAUGGAAAAGCAGGGAAGAGUCCACUCAGUCAAUUCUUUGAGGACCCAGAGGGGAAGGUUGAGCUCCCAGCAUCUUUAAAAGUUCACACCUGGAAACGCCCUUCAGAGUACAUAGUAAACAAGACUCUGGUGGUAGUGGAGAAUGAAUCAACCUUUGAUCUCACUUCAGCUAAUGAGCAUUUGCUCUCAAGUGAGCUCAUGCGCUGGAUCAUCAGUGAGAUCUACAUUGUGUGGAAAGUCUGCAGUGGAGCAGUAGGAAUGGCAAGUGAGGCUCCUAAUCCCUGGAGGCCAUGGGAACAUAUCUAUUCCCUAUGUAAAGUGACGAAGGACCACGUGCCCCAAUACAAUAUCUAUGGGAAGUACGUGGUUAGACUAUACUGGAUGGGUUGCUGGAGGAAGAUCACUAUUGAUGACUUUUUGCCAUUUGAUGAGAAGAGCAAUCUGCUGCUUCCAGCUACCACUAACCAGUCAGAGCUUUGGCCUAUGCUGCUGACUAAAGCUAUCCUUAAGCUAGCCAGUACGGAUGUGGUGCCAAGCCCCGGGAGAGAGCUGGGAGAGUUCACUGUCAUCCACUGUCUGACUGGCUGGAUACCAGAGAUAAUACCCCUUCAAUCCCGAUAUGUGGGAAAAGUGUGGGAAUUCCUGAAGAAUGCCAUUCCGAGGUUCCAGAUCAUGGAGGAGAGCUCAGAAGAAAGGACCUCAUCGGCCGACAUCACUCCUGCUAAAGAUUCACAGGACAAUGAAUGUAACAUUGAGUCACCUACUCCGAGCAAGGAAAAUCACAAAGAGAAAAGGAAAAGCAAAGAUGGGGACAAAGACAGAAAGACCACCCAAUCCAAAGAACCAACCUCCACCCAGCCAAAUACUACCACUCAACCUACAGCUGACAGCAGCAUGCCUCCUCCUGCUCCUCAGAUGGUAGUGUGUGCCAGUUACCAGCCGUUGCACCUGCAGGAGAAGAGGACCUCCGUGCUGGGCCAGAUGUCAGACUCGUCAGAGAGACUGAGGCAGUAUGGGCUCUCCCAGCUCUACAGUCACCCCGUGCUGCUCACACGAACCAGAGCCUGCCCCCUUGUGGCUGCCCCAAAAUCACCCCCUGUGCCUCGCUGGAAACUUAUCCGCCCUCGAAAGGAGAGGAACAUCACUGAUGAACCCAAGGAGACUCCAGUCCAGAAGCCUGAACAGUACAUAGAGGUGGCUAGUCCCUUCAUCAACUUCAAACUCAUGACCAUGGCUGGACUGCUUCAACAGGAUUCUCAACCAAAUGGCAACAGGAGGCGGGCGUGUAGCUUUAAUCUGGCUUCAUUCAAUGAGACAGAGGAGAGCGAGGGUCCCAACCCCACCCAGCACAACAUCACAGACAACAGCCUCAACUCACUGGAUGCUUUGGAAAGCACCGAGGUAACAGCAAAGCACAAGAAGAAGGACGAAAUCAUCACUCAAGAUGCUGAGACAUUGCCAGUGCCUGACACAGAAAAAGAGAAAGCAGAAGAAAAGGAGAGAGUGCAGACAACUAAAGAAUCAAGCCAUGACCCACUACAGUCCCAGGAGGUGUUUGUGCAGGAAAAAGUCAUGCUCCAGGACACCUGGGUCCACCUGCAGGACUUCCCUAAAUGCUUCCAGACACUGCUUGUUUUUCACAAGCCAGAUGCUUACGCUCAUCACGUUCAGAAGUCACAGUUUAAGAGCACCAUUGCACCUAGAGUGUCUGCCACUGCUCUGCCAAACACAGUAGGCUCAACCAACUUUCCAGCCUCAGGGAGACUGCCAGACUCUUCUGGAGCAAGACAGAUGCAGGGUCUGGAUGAGAAGAGCUGUCACUUUCUGUUUGUGGAUAGCCUGUUACCUACAGAGAUUUUCAUCUGUUUCUCAGCACUGGUACGCUGGGGAGACUCCAUGAAUGAGAACAAGGAGUAUGUAUUCAGGCCUGGGAUUCUGAUGGCUGAACCUUUCUCCUGGAAGAGCAUUGAAGCCCAGUUUCCUGAGAUUCAUAUCCAGACCACUGCCUGCAAAGCAGAGCUUCUUUCUCUGCCAGCAGGACGUCACCUUUUUUGUAUCCACACGAGGGCACUGUUAGGUUUCCAUCUACAGCUAUACAGCAGGACCUCUUUCAUGUUUGGAGAAGAGGACGUAGUGAUGCCCCACCUUAAUAAGGAGAGUUUGAGGUUCUGUGAGCAGGCUGGGUUGAUUCUUAAAGCUCUAGGUGGAGUGGUCAGCUCUUUCUCUGACCCACAAGAGCUGCCUUCAGCCACCAGGUCGCUGGAGGAGGCCAUCUGCCCUCCAUCAGACAGCAAAGUGGCAAACAGAGAGCACUGGAAGGUUUUUAAUGAAGCAGUGUGUCAUAUGUUCUGCUCUGUGUUGGGGCGGAAGUUAACCUCUGAAGAGCUGUUUGCAGUGCAGGCCCUGACUAGAGACCCUGCACUCAAUUGCAGCAGCACAAUGGACACACAAGACACACUUUCAACAGAUGGUGCUCCAAGGGGCUGGAGCGGUAGGCAGGCCACGGAGCAAGAGAAGCAGGCGGCCAUCAUCCUGCAGGCCGGCUGGAAGGGCUACCUGGUGAGAGAAAUCAUCAGUGCUGCCAGACCAGGCUCUGAGGAGAAUCUGAAAGUUGCUCAGACUCUGCUGAAAAUGUGGGCUUCUGUGGAGUUGGAUAUGGAGAAACAUACUGUGUCUUUAUUGAGGUACAUGAUCACUAAUAAUGAACGAAUGAUGGAGUUAUUUCCUUGCAGAGAGGAUGAGUGGACCAGAAUAACCUUUGUUGACUACUCUGUUCCUCUCCCUGAGAUAUCCAACUCCUGGAUGCUGCUCUUUAGGGAGGUGUUCCAUGUUCCUAAAGCUCUGCUCCUGGUGGCUAAGAUGUACUCUCCUCUACCUGCCUGCAUUCUGCAUGUCAUUGAUAAUGAUACUGGAGAAGAAUUACCUAGAGUUUUCCACAGAGUUGAGCCAUAUGUAUACACCCCAAAUAAGGCUGGCUACACGUUUUUGGCAGAGGCGCAUACUGGGGACACGCCACUGGUAGGAGGGAAGUGGCGAAUGCGACUGAUUGGUUGUCGAGAGCCACUGCCCCAACUGGCCAGAGAGGCACCAGCCACUAACUUCUCAGUGAAGGAGUUCAAAGAUUAUUACGUCCCUAAUGAGAAGAACAUUAUCUGCAGGCACACAGUGAAGGUGUCAGGUGAUCAUGUAGCCACAGUGCAGUUCCAGACAUCAAAAGCUGAUGUCCAUAUUAAACUUAGCAUCCUGGACCACGAGAAAGAGGUGGCAAGCAAACAGGGCAGAGGUCAUGUCAUCAUUCCUGUCUACUGCUUUUCAGCAAGCAAAGACUCUUCCGGCAGUGCCGAUGAGUGUGCGGGGGCGCAGCGGUCUCAGGACGGCCCUGACGGGGGUCAGAGAGAAGGAGGUGCAGAAGGAAAGGCGGUGGGGAAUGAGGACUGUCCUCCCCCUGCCUCUGAGCGGUUCCCUGCCGAACUGGUAUCCAUCAAUGCAGACAAACUCUUGUUCAUCACUGUCACUGAUACUGUGCCCUGCAUGUGUCUGUCUGUCUCAGAGAAGGAAUGUGGUAUCUGGGUUUUGUUUUUAUGUGACAACACAUACAUGGUUGUUUUUUAUAGCCCAGUCUCAUUAUAUGUGUCUGUUUGUGGUUUUGUGGUUUUGUCUCAGGGUCAUAAAUACAUUGUUCAGGCUGAGGUGCUUCACAAGAGCUGGCCUCUGGAUGACUCACUGUCAGACUUUAUCCAGACCCUCAGAUAUAUGGAGCAAAAUGAGAUGAGAGUGGGCGGAGAAAAGCCAGAGGAUCUCACCACACCUGCCAACAGCGAGGCACAGAAAUUAGCCAUGCCUAAAACCACCCGUAAGUCCAAAGAGAAGGACAAAGACAAAUCUACAUUCAAGCCAGGCUCCAGGAUGGAACAAAAUCUGGACAUGAGUAAACCUCACUGGAUUCUCCGUCUGGUCACUGAGCUUUCGGAUACAGAGGGGAUGGAGGUGAGAAAGGACACAGAAAGACUGGACCAAAUCAGAGCCAUCAAACUAGCCUGGGAGGCUGCUGAGCCAGGAAGAGCAGUUAAGGCUCUUCAGUCCCGCCUCCAGUUCAUUAACAAACAUCUGAGGACACUUGAGGAUGCAGCAGAAGGAGCCGAGAUCAUUACUGCCGAGACAGGUGUUCAGUCUCAGUCCCCUUCCACUCCCUCCAGCUGUGAAGACAGUGUAACUGUUCACCAGAAAUACAAUUAUGUCAUGGACUACACACCUUUCAUCAGGAGGACUGGCAAGCAGGUUCGCCUGAAGGAUGCACUGAUAGAAGAGGAACAAAGAAAGGAACGUUCUGAGAGGAUUCAGAGCUUCCGCCUGCUCCGAGACACGGUGCUAGAACACCGCAAACAGGAGCUGAUCUCUCGUAGGGAGCUGAAGAGGAGACAGCUGGAGACUUAUGAUGGCCUACAGGGGGCUCUAGCCGAGCAAAGGCAGAAGAUCCUGGAGGCUCGUGAGGCACUCCGCUCCCGCCUCCUAGAGGAAGAGUCUAGGAAGAGAGAGGCAGUGUUAGCCCUCGAGACAACCCGACAGGCUGAACUGGAGAAAAGCCAACCCCGGCAAACCCCAGCAACGGCACGCAAGAGUGGAGGCAAGAAGAAGUGAACUGAUUGGCUAGAACCUUGUAGCCAUUAAAUUAGUCAUCUAUGACAAUGUGGUAGGAUGUGGUAGAUACACUAAUUUAGUGCAUCAGUUAUAUUUACAUCAAAACAUUUGUUUAUAAAAAGAGCGUUCUUUACCGUGUGUGGCUUAAAAAAAAUUACAUUAAUUGAAAUUAGUUGGCUAGUUCUACCAGCAUAUUCAAUACAAUGCACAGUAAUUCUUUAGUCUAGGAUACUUAAGGUAUUGGGGUAAUCAUUGCUUUUGAACAUCCAUCAUAGAAAAAAACCUGUACUGUUAUCAGAUUUUCUUGUUAUAAGUAUGAAAAGUGUCAUUAAAUACUUUAUUAAACACA
Messenger RNA from Pygocentrus nattereri (red-bellied piranha), 5372 nucleotides. RefSeq names its product androglobin (gene adgb). The transcript is spliced from 35 exons. NCBI's taxonomy places the organism in Eukaryota, Metazoa, Chordata, Actinopteri, Characiformes, Serrasalmidae. The record is from RefSeq and is a predicted model, not a curated record. Gene Ontology annotation, molecular function: protein binding; oxygen binding; calcium-dependent cysteine-type endopeptidase activity. Gene Ontology annotation, biological process: proteolysis. Bases 176 to 5023 code for a protein of 1615 amino acids.